Molecule: messenger RNA, 3459 nt
Organism: Closterium sp. NIES-67
Lineage: Eukaryota; Viridiplantae; Streptophyta; Zygnematophyceae; Desmidiales; Closteriaceae
Source: the annotation of a GenBank genome assembly
CGUUUUGUUUGAGUCUCCUUUUUGUUAGAAGCUUUGAAAUGCCGGCGGCCAACUGUAGUAUUUCAGCUGUUUAAUUGACACCGCUAGGAUCCACGCCGUCCUGACAUAGUUCCUGCGUUCCAGUCUUCACUAACUUCGUAUUUUUUUACUGCAUUUGUUUUAACUAGUCUACUGCGGAUCGCCGCCACGUGUUCAAGAGCACCAGCGAUGCAGUCGAUAGGUUUCGCCCAAGGCCGUCGUAACCUGCUGCGUUCCGCCAGCUUAGAUCCUCCGCGCAUCGAUAGUAACCAGCUCAGUAAUGGCUAUAACCAGCCUUUUAACCCCAACCUAAGUCAGCCGCAGUUCAACCCCAACAUCCACCCCAGCGCCAACACCCACAUCCUCGUUAAUGGCGGGUAUCCCGGGCCUAAUAACGGAUUCCACCAGCCGGACUACAAUCUCCCAUCCCGACCUGGAUCCUCCGCUGGUCCGAUGUCGCGGCCGUCGUCCGGGAUGUCGCACAGCUCGUCGCACUGUUCAUCGCACGGAUCGCCGCACGGGCUGUCGCAGGGGCCGCCGUGCGACUCACCGCAGUGGACUCGCGGCCCCCAACUCGGCGGCGAUCCGCGCAGUAAAGCUUACCUCGCCCUCCACGCCGAAUCGGGCCAAAUCUUCGUUGCGAAAUCCGUGUCGUCGCGCGCCCUCCCGCGCGACAUGCGACAGCUCGACAGCGAGCAGGCGAUCCUAGAAGACCUUCGCAACUCGCCACGUGUCGUGCGGCUACUGGGCGCGGAUUGGGAAGACGAUCCCGCGGCUCCGGGCGCUAGGGUUAGGAACCUCUUUAUGGAGUACGUUUCGGGCGGCAGCGUAGCGGAUAUAAUGUCCGCUUUUGGCGGGAGUCUUCCGGAAGCGCUAGUGCGGAGAUACGCGCGGGGGAUCUGCGAGGGGCUGCGGGACCUGCACGCGCGGGGGAUCGUCCACUGCGACAUCCGCGGCGCGAACGUGCUGAUAACGGCGAGCAAAGGCGACGCGAAGCUUUGCAGCUUCGGCUCCGCAAUCCGCGCCGCCGACGCCGCGGAAUCCGCCGCUGGCGGAGGCGCGGGCGCGCGGAAAGCGCCGAAGCAGGCGCGGUUUCAGGGGGCGGGCGCGUACAGCUGGAUGGCGCCGGAGGUAGUCCGCCAGGAGGAGCAAGGCUGCGCGGCGGACGUCUGGUCGUUCGCGUGCACGGUCCUCGAGAUGAUCACUGGCCAGCCGCCCUGGACCGCGCAGCUCGAAGCCGCGGGCUUCGCGGCUGGGAGCGUGGCCGCCGCCGACUCCUCCCCCGGCGGCGGUGGCGGCGCGCGGGCGUGCGAUCGCGACGCGGUGCUGCACAUGAUAGGGGGAACGUACGAGGUGCCGCAUAUCCCGCCGGAGGUGUCGCCCGAGUGCCGGAGCUUCUUAAGACGGUGCCUAGAACGCGACCCGGCCAACCGCCCUAGUGCUAUGCUGCUCCUAGACCAUGCAUUUCUGCUCCCCACGUCGUGUCCGCCGCUUUUCCGCCUCCUAGGUGGUGGCGCUACUAGCGACGGAGUUAAUAGUGUGCCUGGAUCUGGCCCUGUACCCGGGAAAAUAGGUGCAAUUGCUCCUAAUGGGCCGUUUGGUGUAGCAGCUGUUACAGAGAGGCUUCGCACACCAGACCGUAACAGAAUAGGAUUACCACGAUCCGCGUCAGCUGGUUCGGCAGAGGAGUCAGGCUCGGGAACGGGCAUGGCGGCAGGUAUGGUGGCAGGCAUGGGUCCGGGAGGCUAUGGCGCAGCUCCCCCACUCACACCACCCAGCUCAUCCAUGCAUUCGCCAGGUGGUUACCACAACUCGCUCACUUCGCCAAACACUGCUGCUGGGGGACCAGGGGGGGGAUUUCUCACUUCGCCCGUCCCUGGGGGAGGGGGCCCAGGGGGGGGAGCGAUGGGGGGAGGGCCAGGGGGAGGGGGCCUGGGGGGAGCGCCUCCUGACCGCCCCCCCACGCGCAGAACGCCUCUCCAGCGCUCCCAGUCCCAGCCCAAGCAGCUCAUUUCCACACACGUGGCACUGACAGGCCCGGGUAACCCCGUUGGUAACCCUAUUUGUAACCCUAAUCCACCAGCCGCAAUGACAAGCCUGGCCCAGGGUUCACCCAGCAGCAUUCCCCCUAUAGGAAAGCCAUCCAGCAGAAAUACAUCGCCCAUGGCUAAGCCGCCUGCUCCCUCUGCCAUACCCGGUUCCCCCAACCCGUUAAACCCGGCUCUGGCUGCUGCUAUUCCCGCCCCCCCGGCCCCUGCCCCUGCCCCUGCCCCUGCCCCUGCUCCUGUUGCUCCAGCUCCCUCUGCAGUUUCAUCCCCUGGGACUGGAUCCGUGCUGGUGCCACCUCCUGGCAUUCGCAUGGGGCCGUUGAUGCGGCAGAUAUCCAAGGGUCAGGAGGCGAUCAGAGCAGCGGCAGCCAUGGCAGCAGCAGCAGGAGGGGGAGGAGCGGAAAGUGAACUUGCGAGUGGGUAUCCCCCAUCCCAGCAGCAGGCUCGGGCCACUCCUCCUCGCCCGGGUCUCCCCCGAAGCUCAAGCGGUGGUAGCUCCGGAAGCUACAGUGUUCCCUUCUCCAAGAGCUCAUCUUCUGUUGGUGGUGGUGGUGGUGGUGGUGGUGGUGGUGGCGGUGGUUAUGGCAGUAGUGGCGGUGGGGAUGGUGGCAACGUUGGUGAUGGUGGUUAUAACAGCGGGGCCGGUGGGGGCGGUGGCAGUGUCAGUGGCAGUGGCAGUGGUGGUUACAGCACCGCUCUUCCUCCCUCUCCCGAAGGCGCCGCCUCUCCCACCAGUCUCUUCUCUGCCCCCUCUCCUCCCUCCAUGCCCCCUCGCCGCCCCCACGCCCAUCGUCGCUCACACAGCAUCUCGCCCGAACAUGGCCACCUCGGGUCUGGUCCUGGUGCUGCUGGUGCCACUGCUGGUGCUGGUGCAGGUGGUGCUGCUGCUGCUGGCCAUGGUUUUGCUGGUGGGACUGCCCUUGGCAGUGGUGGUGGGUUUGGUGGCAGCAGUGGUGGAGGAGGAGGGAGCGGUGGUGGCAGCGGCAGUGGUGGUCGUUUUGGUGCUUACCCUCCCUCUGGAGGAGGUCCUCCUGGCCCAGGAGGAUCCAUUGCUGCCAGUGCGCGUAGCGCUUCAUUCGAUGGUAACAGCGGCUUUUUACCCCAGCAGCAGCAACAGCAGCAGAACCAGUUUGGUCAUGCCAGCUCUCCAAAUCAAUCUGCAUCCAGGCCAAGCCGCUCUCCCGGACCUGCGCCUUUCGCCCGACGGCCAAACCUGCACCAGCGGUCCCCAUCUGCGCAGCUUGAUAUGUCUUCCAGGCGGUGGGAUUCAUCUGAUUACAAUCAAUCUUAGUUCUCACAUACCCAAACCUCGUGCUAUUUAUUGUAGCUGUUACGGUACGGUUUGUGUUUUAUCGCAAUGGAUAAUGUAGGUAUGGAGGUGAGCAAAAUCGCG